Molecule: messenger RNA, 1827 nt
Organism: Saccostrea cuccullata (small rock oyster)
Lineage: Eukaryota; Metazoa; Mollusca; Bivalvia; Ostreida; Ostreidae
Product: heat shock 70 kDa protein 12B-like
Exons: 5
Coding region: 53-1816 (587 amino acids)
Molecular function (GO): ATP binding; ATP-dependent protein folding chaperone
Source: RefSeq, a predicted model, not a curated record
CAUAGACUGAAAAGAAUUUUGUGAUGACAAUAAUGGCAGGAAUCCAUAAUCCAUGACCACCAGCAUGGAGAAAUCAAUCACUAGCAAAUGUAAACAGCUGAUAGUGGCUGCCAUAGACUUUGGCACCACUUUCUCUGGGUACGCCUUUUCUUUUCGAGACAACUGGGGUAAGGUCCUGACAAAUAACUGGCAAGGCGGCUCACUGAUUUCUCACAAAGCUCCCACUGUGCUUCUACUGAACAGUAAAGCGGAGUUUGUGGCCUUUGGGUAUGAUGCCGAGGAUAAGUACGCUGGUCUGACAGAGGAUGGGGAACAUGAAGACCACUACUUGUUCCAGAGGUUCAAAAUGAUUCUGCAUCAGGACCAGGAAUUGAAUAGAGGAGUAAAAUGUCAGGAUGUGAGUGGGAAGGAAUUAGAAGCUAGUCAAGUGUUUGCUCACUGCAUCAGAUAUUUAAAGAAGCACCUGAUGGACGAGAUUAACAAGAGUACGCUGGGCACCACAGAUUCCGAUAUCGAGUUCGUAUUGACGGUACCCGCAAUCUGGGGGGACAAGGCCAAGAUGUUCAUGAGGGAGGCUGCAGUAAAGGCUGGAAUCAAGGCAGAACAUUUGAUAAUGGCCCUAGAGCCAGAAGCUGCUUCAAUAUAUUGUCAACAUCUUCCUUUUGAAAAGCAAGAUUUAUCUGCCACAACACUAGGAGUUGUCAAACCUGGAACAAAAUACAUGGUGGUGGAUCUAGGAGGAGGAACAGCAGAUAUAACUAUCCAUCAGAAAGCAGAGGAUAAUACCCUAGAAGAACUAAUGCCGGCUAGUGGGGGUCCCUGGGGGGGAAAGUCAGUGGACGACGCCUUCAUGAAAUUUCUCACCGACCUGGCAGGUGAAAAGGCCAUGAACAAUUUAAAGGAAGAAAGCAUGGAAGAUUAUGUGGAAAUUCUCAGAAGUUUUGAAACUAAGAAAAGAACUAUUUUACCUGAGAAAGAAGGUAACACAACCAUGACAAUUCCGCAGUCGUACUUUAACCAUAGUAAGAAGUGUCAUAAGGUGAAGGACUUCAAGGACAUAAUAGACAACAAUUCAAUAAGUAAAGGGAGGGUGUCAUGUGCAGCAGGAAAACUCAAGUGGAAAAAUGAACACUUCAGGGAAUUUUUCAAAAAAACAAUUGACAGUAUUAUCAAACACAUAGAUGAAUUAUUUCACGAAAAACUGGUCCGAGAUGUAGGUAUUAUUUUAAUGGUUGGAGGCUUUUCAGAAUGUGAACUUGUACAAAAAGCAAUUAAAGACCAUUUUAAAGAUAAACGAGUGAUAAUCCCAGAGGAAGCAGGGUUAGCCGUGGUGAAGGGGGCAGUAUAUUUUGGUCACGUACCUCAGGCAAUCUCCCGCCGAUCAGCAAGGUACACUUAUGGAAUCCAGACUUGGCCAGAAUUCAAUGAUAAAAUACAUCCCCAAAACAAGAGAAUUGUUAUCAAUGGAAAACCUCGAUGCAAAGAUGUUUUCUUCAAGUAUGUUAAAAAGGGAGAGCGGAUCACCCCAGGUUUCUCGAAGUCGCAGAUAUUCCAGGCCCUGGGUGCUGGUGAUGAGGGACUUGAGUGUGCCGUGUUUAUCUCAGAUAACCCCGACCCUAAGUUUGUAGAUGACAAGGACUGUAGAAGACUUGGAAUCCUCAAGGUCCCCAUAUCAAAGAGAGAUACAUCGUACUCAGACAUGCAUGUAGAAAUUGAGGAGACUAUGAUAUUUGGAGAGACUGAGUUAAGAGUGAGAGCUAAGGAUCUCUAUACUGGUACUGUACAGGAGGUCAUAUUUGAUUUGUUAAAAGAGUAGAACCUUCUUAA